UUAUGAAUACAAUACAACCCUAGUUCAUUACUCAUCAUGGCUCGCAAUUAGAAAGACGUGUUAUUUAUUUUGUUCCGUGCGAUUAAUUGUGUUACGAUGGGUUUCUAAUAUCCUUAACGUUUUGCACACCCAAGUGUGCCUUCACUAGAUAAAUAAAAUGUUUGCCAAAAUGGCGUCUUCACCGGACAGCUUUGUCCAACGACAAAAUCACCAUCACCCACGGUCAGCGAUCGAUCCCAAUUGAAAUUGCAUCCUUGAUAUUUACCACCGACAACAUCCCAAACAAGUAUGAGUUCGAGUCAUUGGGACGAGUCGCUGGCUUCGGCCAACAACCUUCUCACUGAUAACGAGUGCUGUAUACUGCUCGAUGAAAGCCUAUUCUAUGCCGAUCAAGAUAUUCUUAAGAGCUUUCCGGGCGCUGCAACAAAGAUCGAAACGGCUAGCUUCCAAGAUGACCUUACCAACACCAUGUACCCACCGUCUCCUGUGGACAUCAAGCCCAGUCAAGCGGAGCGAGCUGAAGAUCUGCUGCAGCAGCUGGAAAGUCAAUGCAAACAAGAAAACAUAUACUCUAACUGGUUCGAAGAGAAAGUUGAGAACAGCAUCUUCGAUAAUAUCAGUCAGGGACCAGAGCCGGAGUUCCGGCCGGUGGCUGUCGAUUACACCGCGCAGACCGUGCCGCGCUCCACCGAGGUUCUUUUGAGGGAGUUCGAGUCGGUGUACAGUGGCGUCCAACUGACUCACCUCACCCCGCCUCAGAGCCCGCCCGGUCCGGCUACCCAACUCCUGCUAAGCUACGCCCAAGCUCAGGCUGCUCCGCCUUUACAACCACUAACUGUCGAGCAAUGGCCAUUGAUCCCGCCCCAAAGCUCAUUACCGGAGUACGACUGCGAUCCUCAGGCCCUCGAGGAGUUGGUCCGCCAUCGUGCCGCUCAAUUGGAAUCGCCGCAGCCCGCGCACAGCCCUUCACCAUCACCGCAAUCAUCACCGUCCUCAUCGCCGCGGUCAUCUUCCACUGAUGAGGAUUGGACAUCAUCCCGCCCCAAGCCGUACUCCCGGAACGGUGAUGAUCGCAGGUCUCGUAAGAAGGAGCAGAACAAGAAUGCGGCUACCCGUUACCGCCAGAAGAAGAAAGCCGAGAUCGAGGUGCUCCUCAACGAGGAACAGGAGCUGCGCAAGCGACACGGUGAGCUCGGGGACAAGUGUUCCGACCUCCAACGCGAGAUCCGCUACAUCAAGGGCAUCCUGCGCGACCUCUUCAAGGCAAAAGGCCUCAUCAAAUAGAUCUCUCUCUUCACCACGGACGUGAUUGAAUAUUUACCGCGACGGAUGCGGUCCGAUGAAAAAAAUUCCACGGAAGUUUGGGAAUUGAAAAAAAAAAAACUUAAAUUGAUGAUAACUAAAUUUAUAGUUGUAGUUAAGAUCGGUAAAUUGUAUCGCAACUCUAUCGAGCAGCAUAUAUCGCUAUGUUAUUUGUCGAGGACGACAUCUUUAUAUAUUUUACUAACAUCUUUCUUUUCUUUAAACCGUACGUAGGUGGCGCUACUUUCUCAUAAUUCAUUUUUUUUCAUUAUUUUAGACGAUAGGUUGCAUUCAAUGUAAUGGAGGCAGAAUUUUUCUUGUUGAGCAUAUCAUGUCAUCUCGGAAAUUAUUGUAUUCGUGUACAAAUAGUUUUGGAUGAAACAAUUUACUUGUUCUGUUUUCUUACAAUAUAAGGAAUGCGACGGCGGAAAA
Danaus plexippus (monarch butterfly) is the source of this 1734-nucleotide messenger RNA. RefSeq names its product activating transcription factor of chaperone (gene crc). Gene Ontology annotation, molecular function: DNA-binding transcription activator activity, RNA polymerase II-specific; RNA polymerase II transcription regulatory region sequence-specific DNA binding. The record is from RefSeq and is a predicted model, not a curated record. The coding region runs from base 289 to 1284 and encodes 331 amino acids. Gene Ontology annotation, cellular component: nucleus. Gene Ontology annotation, biological process: regulation of transcription by RNA polymerase II. The transcript is spliced from 5 exons. NCBI's taxonomy places the organism in Eukaryota, Metazoa, Arthropoda, Insecta, Lepidoptera, Nymphalidae.